AUGUCCGUAUUUGGACUUCUAGUUCUGGCCAAGUCAUGUCCCAGAAACAAUGAAGCAUACGAUCCAGAAAUAGUAUCAAUUGGUCCUUAUCAGCGCGACAAAGUUAAGCUUCAAAUGAUGGAAGAUCGUGUACAUGCCACCUGGUGUUCUUCAUUUGCUGCAAUGGUGUCUUCGCCUCCGAUUGAUGCAAACCAAGGAAGGAAAUGGAGUUUCUUGAAAUGUACCACAAAGCUUCGAGAAUCGGGGAUUAAAUUCGUGAAGGCUACAGAAAAUUUUUCAUUGUUGGAUAUAAAAUUUGCAAAUGGAAUCAUGAAAAUUCCUCCACUGAGAAUUGAUAAUAAUACUGGGUGUCUUUUAAAAAAUAUGGCUGCAUAG
Ilex paraguariensis (yerba mate) is the source of this 375-nucleotide messenger RNA. Lineage: Eukaryota; Viridiplantae; Streptophyta; Magnoliopsida; Aquifoliales; Aquifoliaceae. The record is from the annotation of a GenBank genome assembly.